AUGGAUUUAACUAUCCUAACCGUCGUUUUCCUCACCUCCAACCUCUGGGGCAUGUAUCACCGUGUCCCCUUCACCAAUAUCAGCCCUUCACGAUCGUUCCUCGAGCGAGCCGUCAGUUCUUUUCAGCUCACCGGCGCCGUCUACACUCUCCAGGAAAUGCAUCCUAUUAUUUUCCCCGAGAUUUUACAGGAGCGUCACGACACCCGGAUCAAUGGACAUACUCUUUUUCCACCUGAAAUCGAUAUCGAUGAUAUUAUCAAGCGCGUCAUGGACGAGUACAUGGUCAGUCGAAAUGUGACCAAUAUAUCCCCGUGUUGGGCUCCUACUGGCGCUGUUGGCAGUGAUGGGGAAUUCGAUCCGCAUGUUAUUGGUAUACAUUUGAGAAAAUGUCUUCAUCCGCGAUUGGACUCGCAUAAUGGAGUGGUAAAAGCGGUUUGGGAGGGUCUUGCGUUGGCGUUUCUUGGGUUCUCGUUUCUAUUCUUUAUUUGGAAGGAGAAUAACAAAACAACUGUGGAUACAACUCCGAAUAACAACUCCAGUGAUUCCCUUGCAACUAUUGUCCAGACACUGCUCCAGGAUCGCUUGUCGUCGCCAAACUCCUUAUCCCGUGAUGAACUUGUCAGCAUCUUAAACGGUUUUAUGUCGAACAUCACGUCAAACAUUACCGAUGACAUCGCAUCCCUCAAGGCGAACAUGGGAGAAAUUGCGGACGUCUUAAACAGCAUAAGGGAGCGCAUUCAGCCUGGAUACGAAGCAAUUCAGGAUAUUAUCGAAAAUGUCUACAACGAACUGUCAAGUCAAAUGGAACAAGUCAACGCAUCAGUCGCCUGCUCGAGAUUGAUCGACGAUUACAACAAAAUUUCGACCACGCACCUUUACGAUCUAAUUUCUAGUAUCGAUGGUAUAAUUGAGGUUCAGAGGGACAUUGCCAGCAUUCUGGUACAACAAGCAGAGCGCGAAGAGUACGGUACUGUUGCCUGCCACUCGGGUAUAAAAAGCGUCAAUGAGUCUUCCUCCCAAGUCUCUUCUACUUUCCCUUUGACACAUCCCAACUACGCUGAUAUCGAGCGGUUGAUUCAAGGAUUGACCACAGAUUUCGACGAAUUACAGGGUAGUAUACAGCCGGUUAUAGCAUCCAGUAACUGCACCUCUCAGCUGCUUGAAGAUUUUGUGGAACGUGUGCUGUCCAUCCAACUGGCUACUAGUUUGGUGCCUUUUGACGUGGAAGCCACCUUUAGAGAGCUUAACAGGUUUAGGGAGAAACAGGAAGCUCUGGAAGCUAACAUUAACCAAGUCAUCCUCUCGAGCUCUAACGAAGUAUCCGAGAUGGACAUCCAGGCUCUUAACGCCAGCUUCCAGAGUAUGGACGAACGCGUCGCUGCUCUUGAGCAGUUGAUUGCUACGAAUUGCACCUUGGAUCCGACUAAGGAGGGAAGUACUAACAAUGUUGAUGGUCUCGUUGCGAUUAUUCACAACCUCGAAGAGGCCAAUCAGCAUCUUACAAGUCGGCUGGUCAUAGCCGAAAGCAACCUACAAAAAGUCGCUCACCACGAUGCCGAGAUCAAUCGGAUCCGGAAGCGCAUCGUCCACGAUGGCAAGUUCUUUAGCUAUGCCACGGAUGCUAAGAACAUCAGUCUGGAGGAACUUGCCAAAACCUUCAAGAACCACGUUGAGCGAUUCAAGUCUGAAACACAGUGGCUUGCAGAGCAGGUCUACCCUAUGGCUGAACAUACAGCCAGACUUGACCGACUCGAGAGGAGUAACAAGAAUAAUUAUGCCCACCUCCUCGAGUGCAUGAAGAAACUUGGAGUCCAACUCCGGCUUGAUGCGGGAGAUGACGUUGAGAAGAUGCUUGCGUCCAUGGGCGUCAAGGUCCCUAAUAACAACGUCGUCGGGGGAAUUCAGGGGGAAAGGAAGGAGGAGAUCAAGGAAACACAGGCAGAUACCUGCACCCCUGUCGUCUCGCAAGAGAGGGAAAACAACAAGAAAGAGUCCCCCGCCCCAGAAAGGAAGUCCGACUUGGAAUCAUCCCGCUGGGCUGCAACACCUAGCAGCGAGCCAGCUCUAGCAUCUCCAGCUCCAAAGAACAGUGGACUGGAGUCAUUACGAUGGGCGGGGGAACAGUCAAAACCAGCGCCCUCCACUCCUAGAAGCCAGGGUCUGAGGUCAUCGAGAUGGGCCUCGGUGUCAGAAGCAUCUCCAGCAUCACGGAAUGCUAAGAACAACUCGAGGCUCGGUUCCUCAAAAUGGGCUCCUAAAUCGGCGCCAACCAGCCCAGGCCCAAGGAAAAGUACGGGUCUACAGUCCUCGAGAUGGGCCUCUUAA
Aspergillus chevalieri is the source of this 2325-nucleotide messenger RNA. RefSeq lists its product as uncharacterized. The record is from RefSeq and is a predicted model, not a curated record. NCBI's taxonomy places the organism in Eukaryota, Fungi, Ascomycota, Eurotiomycetes, Eurotiales, Aspergillaceae. The transcript has a single exon. Bases 1 to 2325 code for a protein of 774 amino acids.